Molecule: messenger RNA, 156 nt
Organism: Sphenostylis stenocarpa
Lineage: Eukaryota; Viridiplantae; Streptophyta; Magnoliopsida; Fabales; Fabaceae
Source: the annotation of a GenBank genome assembly
AUGGCUACCUGCUAUGCCUCUCUUAGAUCCCUUCUCCCUCUUGAGUUCAUCAAGGUUAUGAAAUGGGGGAUGAAGGAGCAUAUACAUUUCAUUUGGGCUUUCAAGAAAGCUUCCCACAUCUCACAUGCCAAAGAUUCCUCCAUACAUUCUCAGUAA